AUGAUUUCAUACCUAAGAGAUCGGAUUCAAUUCAUAGUCGUCUCCUGCCUUGUCUCUCGCUCUUUAUAUAAUCGUCGUCCCAAAUCUGUAUCUCCACCAAUCUGGAACGCCAAGGCUCAGGAGGAGAAGAUGAACGCCAACAGAGACGAAACAGAGCGCGAAAAGGUCCUCGAGCUCGACCUUUUAGUCAAGCUCGGAGCGAUCAAGGCCGAGCCCGCUACGCCAGAACCCGCGCCGAGAGUGUUCUCGUGCAACUACUGCCUGAGGACGUUCUCUAGCCCUCAGGCUCUCGGUGGCCAUCAGAACGCUCACAGGCGUGAGCGAAACCAGCCGAGAGUGUUCUCGUGCAAUUACUGCCCGAAGACGUACCCCAGCCCUCAGGCUCUAGGUGGGCAUCAGAAUGCUCACAGGCGCGAGCGAAACCUCGCCAUGCGAGGCGCCGCCGCGGAAUUUCUGCAGUACGCUGGCCGGAGUCGCGACGUACCAGUGCGCUCCGUGAUCCACAUGCCGUACCUCGGUGCUCCGGCCGAGUCCGCCACUGCAGGUGGGCUGUUGUACAGGCCCCACAACGGAUAUUUGCGGUCCAACCCUGCAGCGUGGAGAGAAGUGCCGGCACUUCCGGCGCCGGCUGUUAAGCUCGAAGUGGAGUCGAUCGGGAGGCAAUGGAUAGGAGGGGAAGGCGGAGGAUCAUAUUCGAACGCGAAGCCAGGAGACUCGUCCAACUUUAUUGACUUGACACUUAGACUUUAG
Molecule: messenger RNA, 750 nt
Organism: Zingiber officinale
Lineage: Eukaryota; Viridiplantae; Streptophyta; Magnoliopsida; Zingiberales; Zingiberaceae
Product: zinc finger protein GIS3-like
Exons: 1
Coding region: 1-750 (249 amino acids)
Biological process (GO): negative regulation of abscisic acid-activated signaling pathway
Source: RefSeq, a predicted model, not a curated record